This is a messenger RNA of Dicrocoelium dendriticum, 711 nucleotides long. The record is from the annotation of a GenBank genome assembly. Lineage: Eukaryota; Metazoa; Platyhelminthes; Trematoda; Plagiorchiida; Dicrocoeliidae.
AUGAGCCCAUUGACGAAAUCUCGUCAGAGAGCCAGUUGGUGCACCCGGCUGUCUACUGACGAAAAUCUUUGGUUUUUCUGGAACGGAUACAUAAAAGAAAUACGGGAGAUAUACUCCGACAUUCCAAGUUUCGAUUUUUCUACAAACUGCUACCAAGCAUUAAUAGUUCGGCAAGUCCCCCUAUUAGUCGUCAUUGGCCUCAACAGUCUGGUGUGGUAUGAGGACAAUCCUCAGGCGAACGAGGGUGUUUCUGACCCAUUGAGUCAACUCAGCUGGUUAAGAAGAACGCUUAAUGCAGUUCGAGGAAUCAAGGCAAAGUUAAAUCCACAAAUUUCUUGCAUGUUAUCCAAUGGGUAUGCCAUCGUCGCAACUCAUAUCCCUAUCGGCGUUCACGAAUUAAACGCAGAAAACAACGUCUACUUGAAGUUCAGUUACAACGAGCAGCUAACGCAGCUACUUCGCGAAUAUGCCGACGUGAUCAUAACUACGCUGGUUUCACACUUACACACUGAUACCUUUCGCGUUGUUCUGGACGAAGAUUAUAAUCCAGUUGGGACCUUAUUUCUUGGACCUUCUGUGGAUCCGUUAUACAUGAAGGGGAUUGGAUCUUUUAAUCCACGCCUCCGUCAGUUUCACUACAACAGAAAAACCGGUGUCCUGAUGGAUUAUACUCAGUAUUAUCUUAAUUUUAGCGGACGUGCCCCCACAUAG